Clonostachys rhizophaga is the source of this 1008-nucleotide messenger RNA. NCBI's taxonomy places the organism in Eukaryota, Fungi, Ascomycota, Sordariomycetes, Hypocreales, Bionectriaceae. The record is from the annotation of a GenBank genome assembly.
AUGGCUACUGCAGAAGCUUCUGCCCAGGAGCAGGCUCCCACGACCGACCUGCCCAUCCGUUCCGGCUCCGACAGCACAGACUUCGACAUCGUCGCCACGUACCACAGCCUGCUCAAAUCCGACCCCGACCUCACCAAGCCCGUGGCGGCCAUCAACGCCCUCAUCGCCCUCCUUAACACGGUACCGUCGACGACAGUGUACGAGACCCUCGACAUCAUCAAGGCCCACUCGGAGCGCCUCAAGGCGUCCGUCGAGAACCCCAUCCCCCUCGCCGCGGGGACCGACCUGUUCAACCAGUACAUCAUGUCGUCGCUGAAGCAGCAGGACGGCUCCUUCGACGCCGUGCGGCAGCACCUGCUGCGCAACGGGCGCCUGUUCGCCCAGCGAGCCGUCGAGGCCCGCAACGGCGUCGCCGAGGCCGGCUGGCGCUACGUGAGCGAGGGCAGCACCGUUCUUACUCAUGGCGCGAGCAGGUCCGUCACGGGGCUCCUCGCCCGGGCGGCCAGGUCGAGGCCCGGCAAAUUCAAGGUCGUCUACGUGCGGGACGAGUGGCGCCCGAAGGAGAGCGACCGCGUCGUCGGCGAGCUGCGGCAGCUGGGGAUUCCCACGGCGGAGAUUGACCUCGCGAGCGUCGCCCAUGUCAUGGCCUCGCUGCGCAAGGUGUCGAUGGUCAUCGUGGGCGCCGAGGUCGUCACGCAGAGCGGCGGCAUCAUCUCGCGCAUGGGCUCGUACCAGAUCGCCAAGCUGGCCAAGUCGUCCAACAUUCCGUUCUACGUCGCCGGGGAGACGCACAAGUUCAGCCGCAUCUUCCUGCAUGACCAGAACAAGCUUGGGUUCAAGCAGUCCGUCCUGGAUUUUAGACUGGAGGGGUCGAGCAGUCAUCUGGAGAACCCCGUCGAUUUCACGCCACCCGAUUUGAUCAGCCAGCUCAUCACGGAAAAUGGCGUCAAGCUCCCCAGCUACGUGGUUGAGCAGAUCCUCGAUAUCUACGGUAGCCUGAACGGUUAG